Molecule: messenger RNA, 1462 nt
Organism: Durio zibethinus
Lineage: Eukaryota; Viridiplantae; Streptophyta; Magnoliopsida; Malvales; Malvaceae
Product: Polynucleotidyl transferase, ribonuclease H-like superfamily protein
Biological process (GO): rRNA processing
Cellular component (GO): nucleus
Molecular function (GO): nucleic acid binding; 3'-5' exonuclease activity
Source: RefSeq, a predicted model, not a curated record
UUUAACCCCCGAAAUAAUACUUUCCACAACUUUUUAUACUUCAAUAGUAUUUUUUUUUUCAAUUUACACCAUUUUUCUUUUAUAAAACCAAAAACCAAGCAUACCCUAAGCCCUAAAUACUCGUCUAAAACCCUGGACAAUUCUGUUCCAACACGACAUCGACCUAGGAAAGCGUCAUUAGGUUACUCCACUUCAUGUCCCUGAAAUUGGCAAAGCCUUAGCAGAAGAAGAAGAAUAAGAUGGGCAGUGAAGUGAAGAAGAACCCAAAGCAAUUUCAGCUAAAUCCAAACUGGGCUCAACUCCAACAAAAACUGCAGUCGUCAGUGAAGCCUUUAAGGCACUCCAAAAACCCACAAUCAGAAACCCCAAAUUCCGUAUUAGGAAAACGUAAGGACAGGCCAACUUCAGAGUCUGAAGAUGCUAAGCCUAAUCCUCUGAUCCCAUCAAAUGAUGAUUCCAGUGUGACAGAUGUGCUAGCCAUGGACUGUGAAAUGGUUGGUGUUGGUCUGGGGAACAAAAGUGCUCUUGGACGAGUUACACUGGUAAAUAAAUGGGGAAAUGUCAUAUAUGAUGAAUUUGUGCGGCCAGUAGAACGCGUUGUUGACUUCCGCACACGAAUUAGUGGCAUUAGACCUCGAGACUUGAGGAAAGCAAAGGAUUUUCAGGUUGUUCAGAAGAAAGUGGCAGAGUUGAUUGAGGGAAGGACUCUCGUGGGUCAUGCCUUGCACAAUGACCUUAAGGCAUUACUUCUAACGCAUCCUAAGAAGAAUAUGCGGGAUACGUCGGAGUAUCAGCCCUUUCUAAAGGAAGGACGCAGAAAGGCACUUCGGCAUCUUGCAGCAGAGGUUUUAGGUGUUGAGAUCCAGAAUGGGGAGCACUGCCCUGUAGACGAUGCUCGUGCUGCUAUGCUCCUUUACCAGAAAAACAGAAAGGAAUGGGAGAAGAGUGCUAAGGAUCAAAUAAGGCUCAAAGCAAAGCAGAAGAAACGCAAGCAGAGAAAGAAACCAAAGUCACACAGCAACCAUGGUCCAAUUGCAUCUUAGUGGUGUCUUUCUGCUUAAUUGUUGUACUUAAUAUUCCAGAAUCUUCCAGUAGAAUCACCUUCACAGGGAUUUACAGAAUUCUUUUCUUGCCAUGAAACCGGACCGGAAAAAACCAGGAUGCAUCAUCAGACAGCGAUAAGCAGCCAUGGCUAACCUCUUUAGCUAGUGACUCCCAUACCAAAGCAACAUUGUCAACUUGUUAGUAUGAUGAAAAGAACUUGUUUAUUUUGGCCAUUCAUUAAACAUUGUUUUUAUUUUCAUCUAUUACCAGAUUUGUUGCUAAGUGAAAGAAUUUUGGAUUAUCAUAGCACUUGAAUUUGGUUAUCAAAUCCUCCAUUCCAAAUUCAAUCAAUCAUAAACCUCAAUAAUCAAUCAAAGGUUGUUCUAUUUGACUUUCAAUUUUAUACGCAUUGACAAGG